Molecule: messenger RNA, 162 nt
Organism: Bipolaris victoriae FI3
Lineage: Eukaryota; Fungi; Ascomycota; Dothideomycetes; Pleosporales; Pleosporaceae
Exons: 1
Coding region: 1-162 (53 amino acids)
Source: RefSeq, a predicted model, not a curated record
AUGGUGCAAGAUUGUAGCUCGAAAAUUGCAAAAAUAAGACUGAGACUAACUGAUUUGAUCGUUUCAUACAGGGACGAAAGUGUUCCAUGUUUGGAGUUUGCAUUCAUCUAUCUGGGUCUUAAUUUCAAUAAUUAUUCAGACAAUAAGCUUAUUCUUAGAUGA